Messenger RNA from Solea solea (common sole), 8424 nucleotides. Its product is annotated as nuclear factor 1 B-type-like. Bases 613 to 2301 code for a protein of 562 amino acids. Gene Ontology annotation, cellular component: nucleus. Gene Ontology annotation, molecular function: RNA polymerase II cis-regulatory region sequence-specific DNA binding; DNA-binding transcription factor activity, RNA polymerase II-specific. The transcript has 12 exons. Gene Ontology annotation, biological process: regulation of transcription by RNA polymerase II. NCBI's taxonomy places the organism in Eukaryota, Metazoa, Chordata, Actinopteri, Pleuronectiformes, Soleidae. The record is from RefSeq and is a predicted model, not a curated record.
GCCGAGCAGGAGAGGAAGGUGCUGGAUAGAAGAUAGGAGCUUUGUGUGUGUGUUUGGAGGAGGAGUGUGACUGUGUAAUUACGUGGCUGAGAGAGAGAGAGCGAGCGCGCGCGCGAGAGAGAGACACACACACAGAGAGAGAGAGAGAGAGAGAGAGCAAAAAAGAAGAGAGGAAAAGUUGAGUCUGAUUUGCUGAAAUCGCGCAGGAGCGAAGGUGAACCGGACGAUUUCCAUAUCAAGUUUGGCGAGAGCAGCGGUGAACAUCACACGCUCGGCACCACCAUGCUCUCUUGAACCAGAUACCGCUGCAGCGACACGGGCAAAGAGCCGCGCACAUCAGAGGAGAACGCACAGACUGCGUGCCAACUUUAAAAGAAAAAGAAAUUACAAAUUAUAAUCUCCUGCGUAAAAAAUAUUUUUUUUUUCUCUCAGCGGAGCUGACAAUCUUUGGAUCGCAAACAUUCACGGAUGCCCUUUGGAUAAUAAUUAUCCCUUUUUGGCUUUUACGCGGAUAGCUGCUCCACACUCUCUUACAUCGGUCCAGGAAUGGCGCGAUAAAGUGAUCAGAGGAAUCAUUCCAAGCGCAGUCACUUUGUGUGUAGCCGUCUCACCAUGUACUCUCCAAUUUGUCUUACUCAGGAUGAAUUUCAUCCCUUCAUUGAGGCACUUCUCCCUCACGUCCGUGCCAUUGCCUACACGUGGUUCAACCUCCAGGCCAGAAAACGCAAGUACUUCAAAAAGCACGAGAAGCGGAUGUCCAAGGACGAGGAGCGCGCGGUGAAGGACGAGCUUCUGAGCGAGAAGCCCGAGGUGAAGCAGAAGUGGGCGUCCAGGCUGCUGGCCAAGCUGCGUAAGGACAUUCGGCAGGAGUACCGGGAGGACUUUGUCCUCAGCGUGACAGGCAAGAAGCACGCGUGCUGUGUGCUGUCCAACCCGGACCAGAAGGGCAAGAUGCGCCGGAUUGACUGUUUGCGGCAGGCCGACAAAGUUUGGCGCCUGGACCUGGUGAUGGUCAUCCUCUUCAAAGGCAUCCCUCUGGAAAGUACAGAUGGCGAGCGCCUCGUCAAGUCUCCACAUUGCACCAACCCAGCACUUUGUGUCCAGCCGCACCACAUAACAGUAUCGGUCAAGGAGCUGGACUUGUUUCUAGCGUACUAUGUCCAGGACGACUCACAGCAGUCAGGAAGUCCCAGUAACAAUGAGCCAGGCAAGAACCCUCUUCCAGUCUACUUGGAAGACAGCUUCAUCAAAUCAGGAGUCUUCAGUGUUUCAGAACUGGUGCGAGUGUCCAGAACGCCCAUCACCCACGGUGCAGCGGUAAACUUCUCCAUGGCUGACAUGCCCAGCCAACCCUACUACCAUGACCUGAACUCCAGCGUGGGGCUGCAUCGCUCGCUCUCCUCCCCUCCCGGCAGCAAAAGGCCCAAAACUGUCAACAUGGAGGAGAACAUGGACACGAGCCCAACAGGACCUGACUUCUACUCAUCACCCAGCUCACCCGCCAGCAGUCGGGCAAACUGGCACGACAGAGACGGAGCAGACAUGUCCUCUCCCACCAUGAAGAAGCCAGACAAGCCGCUGUUCAGCCCCACUUCUCCGCAGGACUCCUCGCCACGACUCAGCACUUUCUCUCAGCCUCAUCACCCAGGCCUAACAGGUGUAGGACACAGUGUUAUAUCGACGAGGAGCCCCCCUCCACACUCGCCCCUGCAGUUCUCGGCUUCGUCUAUCCUGCCCCCGGCGCCGUCGCCCUACUUCUCGCACACCACCAUCCGCUACCCGCCCCACCUCAACCCUGCUGAUUCCCUCAAGAGCUACGUGCCGUCAUACGACCCGUCCAGCCCGCAGAGCAGCCAGCCUAACAGCAGUGGUCAGGUGGUAGGAAAGGUUCCAGGCCACUUCACGCCAGUCUUGGCUCCCUCCCCACAUCACAGCGCUGUGCGACCCGUCUCGCUCUCCAUGCCCGACACCAAGCCAAUCACCACAUCCACAGAAGGCUACUCAGCCCCUGGCACCCCGACGGCUAAUCGUUUUGUAGGCCUGAGCCCCAGAGAUCCCACCUUCCUCCACCAGCAACAGCUGAGGAAGUGUGACUGGAGCGUGACUCAAAACGGCAGACAUUAUGGCCCCAGUGCCACUGACGACACUUUGGGGAUUGCUUGGCAAAGUCCUGGUACCUGGGCGAGCUUAGUUCCAUUCCAAGUGUCGAACGGGACUCCGAUUCUGCCAACAAAUGUCCACCAGAACUACAGCAUAAACAUCAUUGGUGAGCCCCUGGUCCCCGCCGAGACAGGGAACUGAACACGCGGAGGCCGGACGACCCGGGUGUUUUGGCGGUGCUGAGAUGGCGCCACAGGAGUCCGCAGUGGCCGCGGGCGAAACCAGCAGCAGCAGCAGCAUGAGCUGCACACGUUUGACCCCCCCCCCCAGAUCUCACCCCUUCCCUUCUUCCACCCCGAUCCUAUCACCGAUUCCUCUCCCUCCUCCAUGAUGGACCCUGUCCGCGAAGUGAAGAUGAAGGUCGGUUGGUUCAGAGGACAGAAAUGUAGGGAGAAAAAAAAAAAACGCCUAGACCAUCCCACACACCUGCCACCACCCAUCACCCACCAGUCAGUUGUUGUGUUUGCAGAACUUUUCAGUUCCUUCAAAUACUGUGAUGUAUAGAUGCCUUAACAUUUGAUUGCAUGACACUCUAGUCUCUUAACGGCGAUUCCUGCUCUUUUUUUUUCACGCGCGGGGGGGUUAGGGGCGUAUGACGAUGUAAAAUCUUGACACACACACACAUAAGUGAAUCGGUCUGUGUUAAAAACAACCUCUGCCUGGUGGAUGCUCUGAGACUCUAAGCUCUUUAAAUUCAAACCUCUUAAAAAGAGGCUUUUUCCCCACUGUGUGCACCAUAGGAACAAAACAAAACAAACAAAAAAAAAUUGAAUAGAAUAGAAUUCAGAGUGUUUUAUUCUUCCGUUUUUUUUUUUUAUGAGUUCAGUUUACUGUGACAUGACUCUUUGUUCAGAAAAAAAAAAAAAAUGUGUUGACUUUGUUUAUUCUGUGUCGCUACUUACUUCCAAGAAUUUAUGUGAACACUCACAGCGAGAGUUGAAAACUCCUAGUGCGGUUUUUUUAAGAAAACACUAAAUUGAGAUCGGACCCCUCGUUAAAGAAUUUGCAUCUCCUUUACAAAAGGACUCAAAAGAGAGAGAGAGAGAGAAAGAGAGACAGAGAAUAUCUCCAUAGAGGCAAGUGCAAUUGAAUUUUUGAAGGGAAGCUAUCAGUCUGUCGGCCCUUAGACUCUAAAGGAAGGGGGAUAAAUAUAAAAUGGUUUUUAUGGGUAUAAUGUUUUAGAAAACAUCUUGAAUUUGAUUUCAGUCACAUGACCGUCUCCUCAUGAGAAAAAAAAAAAAGAAGAAGCAUGAAAAACAUUUGAAGGCAAGCACUGAGCUGCAGCGCUGAGCAAACCCAGCACUUCUUUCAGAGGUUUUUUUUAAUUUAUUUUAUGGGGGAAAAUAAUAAAUGAACAUAAGUAAUUAAACGCACCUAGUGUGUAAAAAAAAAAGAAAAUGGCAUUUCUAUUUUAUUUUUUAAAGUGUUCAUGAUAAGAUCAAGAGCAUAUGCAUUUGGCCAUCAGCUUCUAAAGCUUAUGUUUACAGGGGGGAGGGGUAAAAAAUGGAAAUGCAAAGUGUUAAUUCAUGGUAAAUGUACAUUCGGCUUAAAGCUGCAGCUUUUUGAACCCAAGUGGUGGCAGAUCCCUGAAAUCUAGAAUUGUGCACGGCAUUGCCUCUCCAGUCCAGACAUAUUUAUAUAUAAGGAAAAAAAAAACAAUUUCUCAAGUUAAUUUGCACGAUGACAUAUAGUCCACAUUACGUGCCUUGCCUUUGAAUAUAGAGACGUCACUACACUUGUUUUUUGCUGCAUUUAUCAUUAUAGAGAGAGAGAGAGAGAAAAAAAAGAAUUAACAUUUUUAUGAAUAAGAAUUGUUUUGUACUCUGAAUGAAAACUGUUGAUUUUUAACUUCAUGUACUACUCUAUCUCACAGUUACAUACGCAUAUCAAGGCUGUGUAUAGUUGCCGUUUGAAAGUUUGUAAUCAACCAGCAUUUUUUUCUUCCUUCAGUAUUUUUUGGUGGUUUUUCAAAUAACCUGUCAUCUUUUUUUUGUCGUUGUUUUCCUUACUUUUCAAUGCUCAUUUUGUUCAUCUUCCAGUUACUAUUGAGGAGGGUGGAAAUUUCAGAAUUAUGAAAAUUAUGCAAUACCAAGUUUUGCCUAUGUAGGUAUAGUGCUUAUAUAGAUGCGUCAAUUAUUAGAGGCUAGUUUGGAAAUAGACAAUAUUGUAAUGCAUUUAUUUUGUUGAUAUCGUCGUCGUUGUUGUUGUUGUUGUUGUUGUUGUUGUUGAUGAUGAUGUUGUUGUUGUUGUGGGUGUUCUACUUUUUUUUUAUUGACCAAAGUGGGGACUGCUUUCUAUGCAGUGUAUGACAAGGUCUUUAUUUCUCCUUCCUCUCCCUCUUUUUGUUCACAUACGCUGUGUUUCCAUCAUGGUACGGUUCAAUUUGGUACCGUGCUGUACGGUUCGGGGAUGGAUAUGUAGAUGGGAUGUGGGCUGUGGGCCCCGAUGGCAACUUUGGCUGAAGUGCAACAGACCAUCAGUCAAAGUGGGAGACAAAGACAAAGACCAUCUUUGGUACACAUCACACAAGACACAGUAGGGCUUCAAAUAACGGCUAUUUUGAAUGCCGUCAUUGAUUAUUGAAACGAUUAGUCACACAAUUACUGAACGGCUAUUACAUUUUUUUGCCGACUAAUCGUCGAUCAAGCUCAGAAUGAGAAUACGUACCGCACUGUACCAAACCGAACCAUUCCACUUUACAGGCCAACCGAGUGAGACGUUUCCCAGAGUAUUUCGAAUUCGGAAAUUUGGGGGGGGGGGGGGUAUUUUUCUCUAUAGCUGUGGUCUUUCUUCAGCUGCAAAGUCACUGAUUGGUCGACUGUGACUCUCACUUUCAACUUCCCACUUGGGGUGCUAGCGUGUGACCUCGAAGGAGCUCUUUUCUUUUUUUUCUCCCUCCAGCGGAGAGACGGCUUGACUUGAGAGCGACAAUCAUUCGAACAAAUCGUUUUGCCUAGAAAGUAACCCUGUGUCGGCUCCCUCAGAGCCUCAGCUGUGUACGGACAACAUGUCGCGCACUUGUCUCAGACCCUACGCCUAUCUGCGUGCUACUCUUGACGUCAUCGAAUGCAAUCCCCAAGUAGAUGCCUUAAACACAUCAGUGAAGUGGCCUGUAACCUGCGCAACAAUCACACACCGACUAAUGCUCGUGAGCCCUGUCCAAAUCAGCUCCAGACAGGCUCAAGCAAGCCUUUAGAAAGUAUUUUAUAAGUAGCAGAUUUGUACAAAUGUAUAUAUGACAUACACUUAUGUCAACUCCUGAGAUACUUCCCUCCCAGCAGAGCGCCCCCCCCCCCCCUAGAGUAUGCUGAAGUAAAUAUUAGACCAUGAGAAGCAUGGUGUUUUCUCGCUUCAUCGUCUAAAUAGAAGGAAAAAAUAUAUAGCACUUAAAUAGCACAUAGGCAAUCGUCUUUGUCCCCCACUCUAGUCUCAAAUUAAACCUCUCAGGCGUAUCACAGGGCAUUAUUUAUAUCAGACGUAGCAUUUUUAAUGUUUAAGAAGAAAAAAGAUGAGAGAGAAGAGCAGCGACUCCGGUGCUGCUACAACACCUUUUGCACUCUUUCCCCCACAAUCAAGAAAGAAAUGUUCCCUGCAAGCAGAAAAAAUUAUCCUCAAGUCAAGCUCAAUCUCUCCGUCUUCAUCCAGCACUCUUAUUUAGGAACAAAAUUUAAAGAAAGGAAAAAGUCACCCCGUUCUAUGUGCACUGUUCUGUCUUUUAUUUUUUGUUUUAUUCUUUUAAAAGAAAAACUAUAAUGCUUUGCAGCCUUUGGCCAUUGGAAACCCCACUGAAGUGCAUUGUCCCCAGUUAUGUGUGUGUGUGUGUGUGUGUGAGAGAGAGAGAGAGAUAGAGGUAGUGUCAGGGUCACUGUGCUGUAGGUGUUUAUUUGAAUAGAGGAGACUGCACUUAAAGGUAAAUAUCCUGUUUGUGAAUUCUGCGUUGGCAGCCGGAGCGUUUGUGUGUGAAUGUGUGUGUGUGUGUGUGUGUAUCGAGUGCCUCUGAUGCGACACAACAAGACAAGAUGAGGGUCUUUCUAGUCAAAAAAAAAGAGAAGAAGCCUGCCGUAAGACAGGAGUUUGUACACUGUAAACAUUGUCGAGAUUUCCGUCUCUGAGGCCCUUAUUUGUAAUGAAUCUUCAAUUCUGGGGGAAAAUGAGUCAGUUCCAUUUUAGGAAAAAAAGAAAUGUAACUUUAGUUGAUUAGAUUUGGAAGCUGGGUUUUAGUUAGAAGUCUCCAGGUGUCCCCAUUUAGUAGAAUCUAAAGUUGCUGUGUUCCUGUUUGUAACGUCAAGAUAAAUUAGGGAGGUGUUCUAUACAGAUCUUUAAAUAUAAACACAACAACAAUGAAGUUUUUUUUAUUGUACUUCAUAAGUAUUUGAAUUGUUGUGUGGCCAUUGUGAGUGUGAUGUGAUUUAUCUCUCUUUUUUUCUUGUUUUUUUUUUCUUUUUAAAUCAAGGGUAUGGGUAAUUCUUGUCCAACAAGAUGGUGGCGUGAGUGUGUUAUUCCUUGCAGUAGCUGGGAGGUGAUGUCACCGAACCAGGACUAGAAGCCCCCACUUUGCAUGUGACCUUAAGCGUGAAGCAGGGUAAAAAUCUGCAGUGGUAAAUCUAUCAGAUAGUUUUUUAAAUUUUUAAUUAUUAUUAUUAUUAUUAUUAUUGUUAUUAUUAUUUUUCUUGACAGAGGAAGUGUUUUGCGAGAAGACCGGUGCUACAUUUCACAAUUUUUCUGAUCCAGCUGUCUGAAAAAAACGAUUAGUGAAAGCAUCACGGCAUCACUCAUUUUGCACUUUCCACAUGCCUGAUGAAAUACAGUAUACACUACAAACAAAUAUUACUUUGCAAAGCAUAAUGUACCUUCCAGCUGAUUGUGUUGCUACGCAGGGUGUGAGUGUAACCUGUGAAAAAGAAAAAUUUAUGAAAUUGGAAUUAGUGUUCUGCCCAUCAGCAGCCCAGGCGGAUUUUGAGGCUCACGUUAACCCUAUUUUCUGAAAGUAUUAUAUCAUUGAUCACUGAGAAAACAGGACAACUUUAUGCAAGGAUGACCUUUGGCACUCAUGCAAUAUACCUGAAUCUCAAAAUUCUGUAUGAACCUAUAUGUAUAUAUAUAUAUAUAUAUAUAUAUAUAUAUAUACACAUUUAUGGUUACAUUACAUUAUAACUUAUCUUUCAUCCUACAUGAGCAAUACACUCACCUUCCAUACUUUGGCUAUAGCUGCUAGUCACUUGGCAUCAGGUCAUUAUGAAAACCAGCAUUUUUACGGGAUGUAACAUUCACCAAAAGACGACAGAGAGAUAGCAACGCAGUGCCUGUUCCCGCUGUCCAAGUGUCUGUUGUAUAUAAUUGUAAAAUGUGAUAGACUUACUUUCAUAUGUGAAGGGUGGUGGUGGGGGGAGGGGGGACAAAAAACUAAACAAAAACAGCAUCACACAGAACAGAUUGUGGCAAAACCCGUGGAGAAAUAUGCUCUUUAUUAACUACUUUGGUGUUUCUGUGAUUGUGAUUUGUUAAUUUCUCUAAUUAUGUCGACAUACAAUAGCCACAUCAGGCUUGUCAGAGUAUGACAGGAAGGGUUUGAUCAUCUUUUUUUUUUCCUGGGAGGUUUCAGUGCUACAAGAUGUGAAAAGAUGAAAUUCUCAAAAUAAGCUACCGGUUUUCUCUGCAGAGCUGAUUUGUUUUUUCUUAUUUUAGAAGGUGGGGGGUGGGGGGGGGGGGGGGGGUCUUGUGGCACUUUUACUUCCCUCUGUGCACACAUUUCUAUUCUAUGACUCAUGUAAGCGUUAAGACGUGAAGCGAACAACAACAACAACACCAACAAAACAAUAUGUAAACAGUCUCCAGUAGUGUUUGUAGUUACACUGCAAGCGUGUGCAAAGGUCUAUGUAUGUAUCUGAAUGUACGUUUUAGAGGACUUUUGGAAACCUUUAAUUUUUUUUCUUUUUGUUUUCAUUUACAGUUUUAGGAGUCACAGGUGUCCAUUAUGAACUGUAUAGCGAAAGACCUUGAUAUCCCUUCUUUUGUUGAUUUUUAGAAAACGCCGCGCAUUAGGCGUUAUAUGCCUUCAAGCUGGUUACAUUUGGUGCAGGGGCUAAAAUUGCCACAAGAUUAAAAUCAGUGUAAAUAAAGACUCAACUUUUUUUUUGUGAUUGUUACUGUUAUAUCCAGCCUAUACUGCUAGCAGCUGUUUUUACUGCAGUCAAUUACUGGAAGUGGAUAUAUUUCCUAUGCAAAACUGUUUAAACAAUAAAAUGAGCUAUGCUACAAAAAUGA